AUGGUUGUCACCCUUGUAUCUACCAGUGCCGGCUCUCUUGGUAAUGCAGCAGUCGCCGUGCCGCGCAACCUCGUCUCGGCCAGCUUCAGGGCCUUGGGACUCGAUUUUGGGCCGGCCGCUAUUACCGGAGCGUUGCGCACCUCUCCUCUAAUCACUCGAUCGCGUGGAGUCCAUUUAAAUACACCCAACUCAACUGUUCGUCGUUUUACCAGCAUUGGGAGGCUGGAGGCUUGUAGUCGCGGCUGGUCUAGUUUGAUAAACCUCAAUUCGGUUAGUCGUUCCUUGCCCUUUCAGCCAGAAUCUUUGGAACCUCAUAUGAUUAAACAUCUCCACAAUGACGACAUACUCAAUCCUGGUAACUGGGCAGAGUUAGGCCAGGAUGCGCUUGAAAUGGAGGAUGCAUUAGCUGGACAGGAGAGCGAUUUUGUACUGCGGCCGGAUCUAACUGCAGGCGAUCAUUUCAUAGCUUGGGCCAUACAAAUAGUGCUGAAGCUUCGUCUGAUAGAAUUGCGAUCUGAUAGCAUCGAACACGAACCCGCCGGAUUGUGCGAAAUCUCCCAUUUGAUCAUUCGCCUCUUGCAACCCGAGCUUCUGCAUCAGCUUGAAUCCGGAAUAGCGACCACCAACACCACUUUCCCGAAGGCCAGUCUACUCUCAUUGACUCCUGACAAUCCAGUAGCCCUAUUCAUCUCUCUGAACUUCUCGUUAUCUUUACCAACUUAUGCCUCGACUUCACUUUCUAGCCUACUCAUGAGUAAAUGUUACACUGGCGGCAGCUCUCAUUUCGUGUCCAAUGUAGUAAACGUUGGCCUGCCUGAAGCAGGCCCCACUUCUGAGGAUUUCUCCCAAAAGCGACUUUGCGCUGCCUCUUGUUUACAAGCUGUUCAUGCUAAUCUCCUUGCAGGCUUGGUUAAAUGUGGCUCUAUUCAGCUGGCUCUUGAGGGUUUAAGUCUUGUGCUAGGCCAAACUGGAAAAGACCACUCCAUCGGUUUUCUAUCGGACACGUCGAUGGCCCAUUCAAACCAUGAUGACUUGACUUCUACCACUUAUGAUAACAUCUCUUCUGCGGCUGCCGGCUACAACCAUCUUCUGGCCAUGUUGUUGGCUGCAACCGAGUCGAACGUCUCAUCACCUUUCGUUGGAGCCAGUCAAUCUUGGCGCUGGUUCCCUGCUUUCUGGCCCGCGUCUAGCCGAGCACCCAUGAGCGCAGACGGUUUCAUUCAACAGUCAGAGAGAUGCCGCCUAAUUCUUGCUCAUCUUAUUGGCCUUCUAACUGAGGCUGUGGUCCGAUCCGCUUCUCGUAGUUUUGGUAGACUGCUUCUGAAGGAAAGUAUUGAAGCCGUAGUUUUGGGGGUUAAUCACCAGGAUGAAACGAUCAAAUCUGCCGAUAAGAAGAAACCAAUGUCUGACAGACUAUCAUACAAUGAUUUGUAUAAUCUUCCAUCCACUUGGCCCCUGUCUAGCUCUGCCGUUUGCUUUAUUAAUCAGUUUAUGGCCAUUGAUUUCUGGAUGCUCGAUGCUUCGAAUCGAGAUGCUUCUGCCGUUGCUUCGAUGCGGAUGCCAACCUCUCCUUUGCUAGAAAGGGAGAUGAACUUUGACCAUCUUGUCGGCUGGGCGGAUACGCAAGCCAGUUUGGCUAUCGGCAAUGCGGCUGAAGUGAGUAAUUUAACGGAAUAA
Molecule: messenger RNA, 1677 nt
Organism: Protopolystoma xenopodis
Lineage: Eukaryota; Metazoa; Platyhelminthes; Monogenea; Polystomatidea; Polystomatidae
Source: the annotation of a GenBank genome assembly